GGAGAGCGCCCCAGAGCGCUCGCGUGGCGGGCCGGUGAUUGUAGUCAAUCUGGCAGUAUUUUCAGGCAGGGUCGCCCGGGGCGGACUACAUCUCCCGCGAUGCUCCACGGCCCCCUCCGCUGAAGAUUGUGAAUAUGUAUCAGAAUGUUAAUGAUUAGCUGCUGCUAAAUUUGGUCAAAGAAGUCACCUACACAGAGCGUGUUGUUAGAGCUGUUCUGAGCGGGUGUUUGGGUUGUUGGCUGCUUUCUUCCCCAUUUCUCACACACUUGUAUAUUAUUUUGAGGUGGUGUUCGCAGAGUUUGAAAGGAGAGAGAAUUAAAAAAAAAAAAAAGCCGCAAGCGUUUCACUCUUUUAUUUUUAUAAUCCCCUUCAAUUUGGGGUUAAAAAAAAGACAAGAAACAGGAAGGAAGAAAAAUAAGGAAAUGAGAUGUGGUAAAAGAAGCUAAAAGGUGCCUUUUAAAAGAUCGUUGCUGUGAAGUGAAAAAAAAUCUCCAGAGAAACCAAAAAGCACCGCCGAGACCUCUUCCGAACCAAAGGAGUUUGUGUUUGCUUUUAGGGAAGAAGAAGAUCAUUCAUUCGGAGGAAUAACAACCAAUUAAAAGACAAAUAAAAAAGUUUGGAGUGGGACGCAGAGCGAGCGAGCGGCGCUGCCGGCGGGCGGUGGGGCGCGGAGCUCGCACUUUCCCGGCUGGGUGAGCGGCGGCCGCGGCGCCGGGCUCGGCGGGUGCGCCUCGGCGGAGCUGAACGUCGGAGCGUUGCCUCGGGAGACGCGCGCCGGACAAUGCCCGCGGCGGGCCAGUGACGCCCGCGGGGAAUGCGGAGCGGCCCGGCUGCCGGCACCCAGCCGCCGCCGCGCGUUCCUGCCGCCCGUGUCACGCGAGACCCGGCGGGGGCCGGGACCGCCCGAGCCGCCCCUCAGACCGAGCCGGCCGCCUCUGCCGCCGCGGCCGCCUCCUCCUCGGGGCCAUUAAAGCCAAUGAGCCGCGCGCCUCUGCCGAGCGCAGCCAACUAAAUCGGCUUGGAUGAUUCGCGACCUGAGCAAGAUGUACCCGCAGACCAGACACCCGGCACCGCAUCAGCCUGCUCAACCCUUUAAAUUUACAAUUUCCGAAUCCUGUGAUCGGAUUAAGGAAGAGUUUCAGUUUUUACAGGCUCAAUACCACAGUCUGAAGCUGGAAUGUGAGAAACUCGCCAGUGAGAAGACAGAGAUGCAGCGGCAUUAUGUCAUGUAUUAUGAAAUGUCCUAUGGGUUGAAUAUAGAAAUGCACAAGCAGGUAAGUUAUUUUUUUAUAACCAUUUUAAAUGACAGUAAUACUGGUAUACUUUGAAAAGAAAAUU
Molecule: messenger RNA, 1338 nt
Organism: Rhinopithecus roxellana (golden snub-nosed monkey)
Lineage: Eukaryota; Metazoa; Chordata; Mammalia; Primates; Cercopithecidae
Product: transducin-like enhancer protein 4
Exons: 4
Coding region: 1023-1328 (101 amino acids)
Biological process (GO): negative regulation of canonical Wnt signaling pathway; regulation of DNA-templated transcription
Cellular component (GO): transcription regulator complex; nucleus
Molecular function (GO): protein binding; transcription corepressor activity
Source: RefSeq, a predicted model, not a curated record